UCUGUCCAUGUGUUUUUUUAGCAAAUAAGAAAAAAACAACUACAAAAGGACAGAAUUAAAAGGAACAAGUCUGCCAGAUGCUUCGGGAGGGAUUCAAAUCUCGAAGUUAAUGGGACUAUCAGACCCGUCGCCUUCUCUUGCUUCCCAAUAGCCCAGCAAGUUUCUUUUACAUGCAUGGCAGCCCCUUCAAUACCCUCUCACAUUAAGGCUUGGGUCUACUCUGAAUAUGGAAGUGCUGUUGAUGUUUUGAAACUGGACCAAAAUUUGGCAGUCCCACAAGUGAAGGAAGAUCAAGUGCUGAUCAAGGUUGUUGCUGCAUCCCUUAAUCCUGUUGAUUCUAUGAAGAUGAGAGGUUUUCUCAAGGACUGUGACACUCCUUUUCCAACUGUUCCAGGCCACGAUGUUGCAGGGGUGGUGGUUAAAGUGGGAAGCCAAGUGAAGAAUUUCAAGGUAGGAGAUGAAGUAUAUGGGGAUAUGGUAGAGAAAGCUUUGAACCAUCCAAAACAAUUUGGCUCUUUGGCUGAGUACACUGCUGUGGAAGAGAAAUUAUUGGCUCUUAAACCCAAGAAUCUAACUUUUGUUGAAGCCGCUAGCCUUCCCCUGGCUAUUCAGACUGCCUACCAAGGCCUUGAAAAAACUGGAUUCUCUGCUGGUAAAUCCAUCCUUGUUUUGGGAGGUGCUGGGGGAGUUGGAACUCUGGUUAUUCAGCUAGCAAAGCAUGUUUUUGGUGCAUCUAAGGUAGCAGCUACUGCAAGCACUGGGAAACUGGAGCUGUUGAAGAGUUUGGGAGCUGAUUUGGGUAUUGAUUAUACCGAGGAGAACUUUGAAGAUCUUUCAGAGAAAUUUGAUGUAGUAUAUGAUGCUGUUGGGCAGAGUGACAGGGCAGUGAAAGCGGUGAAAGAAGGUGGGCAGGUCUUGAAAAUAGUUCCCGAAACUCCAACAGCAGCCGUAUUUGUGCUCACUUCAAAUGGGUAUUUCUUGGAGAAACUGAAACCUUACUUGGAAAGUGGGAAGGUGAAGCCACUGAUCGACCCCAAAGGCCAUUUUCCAUUUUCUAAGACUGUUGAAGCAUUUUCUUAUCUUGACACUAAAAGAGCUACUGGCAAAGUGAUUGUAUAUCCAAUCCCGUGAGAGAAAACAAAUCUGUUUCUGCAUUAUAUAUAACAACUAAUAUAUCCUUGUCUAUGCAUGAGGACUACCAAUAAAGCAUGGUUGUUAUACGUUUGCAAAUA
This is a messenger RNA of Corylus avellana, 1232 nucleotides long. Its product is annotated as 2-methylene-furan-3-one reductase. The record is from RefSeq and is a predicted model, not a curated record. Gene Ontology annotation, molecular function: oxidoreductase activity, acting on the CH-CH group of donors, NAD or NADP as acceptor; zinc ion binding. Lineage: Eukaryota; Viridiplantae; Streptophyta; Magnoliopsida; Fagales; Betulaceae.